Mastomys coucha (southern multimammate mouse) is the source of this 2180-nucleotide messenger RNA. RefSeq names its product cholinergic receptor nicotinic beta 1 subunit (gene Chrnb1). Gene Ontology annotation, biological process: chemical synaptic transmission; monoatomic ion transmembrane transport; signal transduction. NCBI's taxonomy places the organism in Eukaryota, Metazoa, Chordata, Mammalia, Rodentia, Muridae. The record is from RefSeq and is a predicted model, not a curated record. Gene Ontology annotation, cellular component: neuron projection; synapse; postsynaptic membrane. Gene Ontology annotation, molecular function: transmembrane signaling receptor activity; acetylcholine-gated monoatomic cation-selective channel activity. The coding region runs from base 104 to 1609 and encodes 501 amino acids. The transcript has 11 exons.
CCCCCGACAACAGGUGCACAUUCCUGGGCGCCUCGUCACUUCCCCUGGCCUGACGGCCUCGGCCGCUAUCCGGACAAACUCCCUGACUCCCUAAGGCAGGGCCAUGGCCUUAGGGGCGCUGCUUCUGCUUCUGGGGGUGCUCGGGACGCCCCUCGCCCCAGGCGCCCGCGGGUCGGAAGCCGAAGGCCAACUGAUUAAGAAACUUUUCUCGAACUAUGAUAGCUCGGUGAGGCCGGCGCGGGAGGUGGGAGACCGCGUCGGGGUCAGCAUCGGCCUCACCCUGGCGCAACUCAUCAGCCUGAACGAGAAGGAUGAAGAAAUGAGCACAAAGGUGUACUUAGACCUGGAGUGGACCGACUACAGGUUAAGCUGGGACCCUUCAGAACACGAUGGCAUCGAUUCUCUCCGCAUUACUGCCGAAUCCGUUUGGCUCCCUGAUGUGGUGCUGCUGAACAACAAUGACGGAAAUUUCGACGUUGCCCUGGACAUUAAUGUCGUGGUAUCCUUUGAGGGCUCUGUGCGCUGGCAACCCCCUGGCCUGUACCGCAGCAGCUGUAGCAUCCAGGUCACCUACUUCCCCUUUGACUGGCAGAAUUGCACCAUGGUGUUUAGUUCCUACAGCUAUGACAGCUCUGAGGUCAGCCUGAAGACAGGGCCAGAUCCUGAAGGACAGGAGAGGCAGGAAAUCUACAUUCAUGAAGGGACCUUCAUUGAGAAUGGCCAGUGGGAGAUUAUCCACAAACCCUCUAGGUUAAUCCAGCUCCCAGGGAAUCGGAGAGGAGGGAAGGAAGGCCAUCGUGAGGAAGUUAUCUUCUAUCUUAUUAUUCGGAGGAAGCCUCUCUUCUACCUGGUCAACGUCAUCGCCCCGUGCGUCCUCAUCACUCUCUUGGCCAUCUUUGUUUUCUACCUUCCACCAGAUGCAGGAGAGAAAAUGGGGCUCUCCAUCUUCGCCCUGCUGACCCUCACUGUGUUCUUGCUGCUGCUGGCCGACAAAGUGCCUGAGACCUCCCUGGCGGUGCCCAUCAUCAUCAAGUACCUCAUGUUUACCAUGGUCCUUGUCACCUUCUCCGUUAUACUUAGUGUUGUGGUCCUCAACUUGCACCAUCGCUCACCCCACACCCACCAAAUGCCCUUUUGGGUCCGCCAGAUCUUCAUUCACAAGCUCCCUCCGUACCUGGGUCUGAAAAGGCCCAAACCCGAGAGAGACCAACUACCAGAACCACAUCACUCUUUUUCUCCAAGAAGUGGCUGGGGCAGAGGAACUGAUGAAUAUUUCAUCCGGAAGCCUCCAAGUGAUUUUCUCUUCUCUAAACUUAACAGGUUUCAGGCUGAAUCAUCUGCCCCGGACCUGCGACGAUUUAUCGACGGUCCAACCCGGGCUGUAGGUCUGCCUCAAGAGCUACGCGAGGUCAUUUCCUCAAUCAGCUACAUGGCCCGACAGCUGCAGGAACAGGAGGACCACGACGCACUGAAGGAGGACUGGCAGUUUGUGGCCAUGGUUGUGGACCGUCUUUUUCUGUGGACAUUCAUCGUUUUCACAAGCGUCGGGACCCUAGUCAUUUUCCUAGAUGCCACGUACCAUUUGCCCCCUCCUGAACCUUUUCCUUGAGGACCCUCCAGUCAUUUUUGCCAAAUGCUGCAGGCACUCUCAAGCUCUAUAGCUCUUGGCUCCUGUAAGAAUCUUGUUUCUGGGAAGACGUUGAAGUGAGACUUGGGGGCUGAGCAGUGUGCCUUGGACCCACCCGAAAUGUCCUUCUACUUAUUUAGAGUUUUGUUCUUUUGCAGUUUUGUUUUUGAGACGGUCUCACUCUGUGGCCCAGGCUAGCCUGGAACACUGAAGUCCACGCUGGUCUCAAACUCUCAGCAGUGCUAGUUCCUUAGCUUACCAAAUGUUGGAAUUAUAGACCUGGUAAGCCAGCGCACUUGGAUUCUGUUUCUUGAAACCACACAGAAUGCCACAGCUUAGAUCUCUAGUGAAAUAGAAUUAUAACCAAGUAGUAGAUUGUAAGCCUUUUGAGGACAAGAAAUCUGUUGGCUACUGUAACCUCCCCAGCAAUGUGCACAGGUCCUAGCCCAUAAGUGCUUAACAUUUGUUGAAGAGAGGGGAAAAAAUCUGGAAGGAAAUAUAAAAUAAUACCGCCUACAAUUGCAUGUAUUAAAACUAAAAUGUAGAAAAAUGA